Molecule: messenger RNA, 3578 nt
Organism: Stylophora pistillata
Lineage: Eukaryota; Metazoa; Cnidaria; Anthozoa; Scleractinia; Pocilloporidae
Product: monocarboxylate transporter 13
Biological process (GO): transmembrane transport
Molecular function (GO): transmembrane transporter activity
Source: RefSeq, a predicted model, not a curated record
AUAAAACGUAAAAUCUCCGUUUCAAGUUUGUAUUAACCUGAUAUUCCUUUUGUUUAUUAUGGAAUAUCUUCGUUCAACGCACGGUGAUGUUUUCCUCGAAUCGUUUUGAAUGUUUCUCGUAAUGAGCACGUGGACACGCUUUUUUCCGAUACUAAUUUAUUCUUUGUUUCGGCGUACUACAGAGGACGAUAAACAUAUCACAAUCAUUUCAGGAAAGCGCGUGCAAAACAAUUGAAAGCUAUACCUUGCAGAAAUAUCCCAGAAGGUGUGAUCGCCACGUUAUGAAAGCUAAAAAGAUAUAUUUUUUUUUGAAUAGACAACGUUUAUAGUUUGAAACAGCGAAUUAUGCUCAGUACAUCUGAAGAUGUAAUUUUUGUGGCUACUGCCUCCAAUGGAGUCCAAGCCAAAUAUGUUGUCGAGAUGAGUAAGCGAGUGAGCGAGUGUAACCAUAGAAUUUUGAUCUUGACCCAAUUUUGAUCCGAUGUUUCCUGGUGCUACUUAUUUUGUUUCGGAGUGUCUUACUAGUUCGAUAUUCAUACUCGAUCGGAAGACAGUAGCUAGCGAUAAACAUCUCACAAUCCUUUCAGGAUUGUGCGCGAUUGUGCGCAAAGUUUUCUUUGCAGAAAUAUCUUAAUAGGUCUCUCUAUGAAGAGAGAGUAUUUUACCGUUUAAAUCAGCAGAUGAUGAAGAUCCGAGGGUAUGAUAUUUUAGUUCUUUCCGUACGUUACACUACGAAAGACGAUAAACACCUCAAACUGAUUUCACUAUGGCACCACCGACGCAUAAUUCAAAUCAAAACAUUUCCUUGCAGAAAUAUCUCAAUAGAUGUGAUUUGCACAUCAUGGAAGCUUUAAGGAAAUUCUCCCCUUGAAAAGACAGCAUUUUACUGCAUGAAUAAGCGAUUUCUGCCGAAAAGGGCCAUAAAAUUAGUGAAGCGAGCAAGCAACAGAAUGAUUGCGGAAUAUCGACGCGGAAUGACGUAUAAACCUAAAACGCAGAAUGCCAUUUUGUAUGAAACAAAAGGCUCAAAAAAUAGAAUUAAAAUAAAAUUAGAAAAUUAUUCAUAAUCUAGAGACAAAAAGAAGCAUAGGAAAGCAUUGCUGGAGCCUACUAGGGGAACCAUGAGGCUUUCGAGCUAACCCUUAAAAUUAUAAUUAUACUACUACUGCUCUCAUUAUCAUUGUUGUUAUCGUUAUCAUAUUUGUUAACAUUAUUAUUUUCCAGCAUUUAAUUACUGGUUGAAUGGUGAUUAAAAAAUAUACCCUUAAAUCAUCUUUCUCUUGCGGAACAAGGUAUGUGGGAUGCGGCGGGUUUUGUGUUUUGCAUGUAAAACAGAUAUUCUGCAACAUUACCUUCUAGCGUCACGAUACAACUUGGCGUGUCACUACAAAAGAUGAAAACAUCUUAUAAUAAUUUUACGGUUGCGACUCCGAUACGUGAUUGAAAACGAGACUUUUCCUUAUAGAAAUAUGGGUUUGAUCUGCACAUCAUGGAAAAUAUGAAGGAAAAUUUUAUUUAUUGUAAGAGAAAGCACUUCAAAUGGCCAAAAGAACCGCUAAAUUUGCGUAGCGAACAAGGUCCUAAGUUUAGCGUAACAGAAUGACCCUAUUCGACGAAAUGAUGGAAAGGAGCUCAAGCUCCAUUUAUUCCAAACACACUUGACACACUGAGCCACUCAGUGGCGCAAACUGCAAACUUAGAUGAAUGUCAGUUAGAAAAUCAAGUUAAUAUUAACUGAUAGGGCGCUUUAUGAUUUGCAGCUGUACAAAAAAAUUAAAUUCUUAACAAAGAAAAAGGAAUCACAGCCAAUCAAAACAAAGUCAAGAGAGUCAAGAGCCCAAUGGAAACCCAGAGUAAAUAAGACAUUAGUGCAAAUUUGAGCGGUGUUAAGCUCACGUAACAACGAGGACAUGUUGCGACUUGCUUCAUUUCUUUGAAUGGUUGGGAGAAUGAGGCGAGUUUUCUGGGCCAAUCACAAAAUGAAGUUAAGCAACAAUAACGCAGAUUACUUUCGCCGCUCAGUUGAAUAUUGCCGCUCCAUCUUCAACACAUCGACCUUUGAGUUAUCUCUAAGACGAUGGCCAGGAGCUUCUCAAAAGAUUCAAACGACCAGGCAGCGGGAACUCUCAAAAGAUGCGAAUCCAAAUGUCAUCCAGACAGCUGCUGGUCUUGGGUGGUAUGUGCUGCCUCAACGCUGUCUAUAGCCAUCGUCGCUGGUGUAUCAUACAGCUUUGGGCUACUGCUUCCCACUUUGACGGAAGGCUUUGAAGAAAGACGACAAACUACAGCAUGGGUUGGUUCUUUGUACGUGGCAUGUGGUUGCAUCUUCAGCCCUGUAGGUUGCCAUGUCAGCGAUCGUUUUGGCCACAAGUUCACCGCCAUCUUGGGUUCGUUUUUCGGAAUAAUCGGCUUUUUUCUGGCUUCGUUCUCUUCUAAACUAUGGAUGAUGUACCUAGCGUAUGGUGUUUUAUCAGGCAUUGGGCAUAUGAUGGUUUACAACUCCUGUUAUUUGAUGGUUCUUCUGUAUUUUGUUAAGUGCCGCUCUUUGGCUGUUGGUAUUGUGUCGUCGGCACCGGCCAUUGGAAUGUUCGUUACCACACAAGUCACGCAGUUUUUACUAGAUACGUGGGGAUGGCGAUGGGCAGUAAGAGGGUUCGGUUUGCUAAAUUUGGUAUGCGGCCUGUGUUCAAUGGUGUUUGUACCCUUCGAUAAUGGUCUCGACGAAACCUUCAAUAGCAAAUUAAUGACUAACAAACCGAGGGAGAAAGAAGCGACAAAACAAAGCAGCUCGCUUUGUGGGAACUAUUCAUUUGUAAUCAUAUCAACAUCGGUAUCUGUUGUUCAUUUUAGUUAUCAAGUACCAAUCAUGCACAUAGUAAAGCAUUGCAAACAAGAGCUUCAAAUACCUGGAAAGAAAGCCUCCAUGCUUUACACCUACAUGGCAAUAACUUCCUUCAUAAGUCGCCAUUUAUUCUGCAAGCUUGGAGAUUUAGAGUACCUGAACAGAUUCCAUUUGUAUCAGGGAGGUAUGAUCAUCAGUGGGCUAUGCGUGCUUUGUUUGCCAUUAGCGAGAUCGUUUGGAUCGAUUGUAGCGAUUUUCACAGUUUUUGGACUGAUGGAUGGAGCAAUGAAUGGCCAAUAUGCCCUGCUGCUCUUGGAAUGCACAGGAAGACACCAAGUCAACCGAGCUUGGGGUUAUAUGAUGCUGUUCUCUGGUUUAAGCGUUGGCCUCGGUUCUCCUUUAGCUGGUCUAUUGGCAGACGAGGUCGGCUCGUAUACAAUAUCAUUUUACACAGCAGGUGCAAUACAUAUCGCAGGGGAAUUGAUCACCUCAUUCAUGACCUGCGUUAAAAGAGGAUUGCCCGAGGAAGGCGAAACACAAACAUCCAUCGACGAGGAACUUUUGGUUACAGAAAAACUUACAGUUGUCUAGAAAUGGAUUGGAUUUAAGAAGGAAUUUCAGUUGAAUGGAGUACACUUAACAAAUCGAUACAGGUUUUUAUUAUCCAGCUACACCUAGACGAGUACAAAUAACGCCAUAGACGAGUACAAAUAUCACGCGGUAUUUGUACUCGUCU